This is a messenger RNA of Mytilus trossulus (common blue mussel), 1766 nucleotides long. RefSeq lists its product as uncharacterized. The record is from RefSeq and is a predicted model, not a curated record. Bases 122 to 646 code for a protein of 174 amino acids. The transcript is spliced from 3 exons. Gene Ontology annotation, cellular component: plasma membrane. Lineage: Eukaryota; Metazoa; Mollusca; Bivalvia; Mytilida; Mytilidae.
ACAAAAGAUUGAAAAUUAGAAAUAUCACGUAUGCAAUAAAGAACAUAAUUCUAUAACACCACUUUAUACGUGUUACCGUUAGACAUUACCGAGUUCAAACACUACAGACGACUUAUAGUUGAUGAUGGCGGAUACCUUAGCUACUAUUCCACCGAUGAUUAUUGGGGGAAGUAUUAUUACCACUGUAUCAUUCAUUCUGCAUAUAAUAGGAUUUUCAACUACAUAUUGGUAUACAAUUGGAGAUUUAGUUCAUAUGGGAUUAUGGAAAUCAUGUUUUCAAUCCAAUGGAGUAGAAGUCUGUAAAUAUUUUACAGAUGCACCAGUACGUGACGCUCAAUUUACAGCUGCCGGAGUUCUGGAAAUCUUUGCACUGGUAGCCUUUGUCGCAGCUUUAGUAUGUGCUUUAUAUGAGAUGUUUGUACUCACUGAAAAGGGAAUUAUGUUUGUUGUUAUAGGCUUACUCAACUUCAUGGCAGGAGGACAUGCCUUGAUCGGAACAAUAGUCUUCGCAGCAAUUUCUUCUGGUGGCAUUAUGUUGGAUCCGUCCAACUUUCACUAUUCAUUUGGGCUAUGUAUUGUAGGUGGAAUUGGAGGAAUUUUUUCAGGCAUUGUUUUCAUCCUAGCAUGGCGGUGGGUGAGAAACUGAAAAAAGUGGCUGGAUCGAAAAGCUUAUUGUAUAAACGUUAUUUCUAUGAUAUAUACGAAAGAAACUACAUUUCGCUUCUCCAUAGCAAUAUUAAUGUAUUCGAAGGAUUUAAACGAUGCAAGGUACUCAAUGCUAGAUAAUGUCAUAUCAUUAUAUUCAAGGCGAGAAAUGUCAUAUCAUUCUAUGCAAGACGACAUAAUGUCAUAUCAUUCUAUGCAAGGCGAGAUAAUGUUAUAUCAUUCUAUGCAAGGCGAGAUAAUGCCGUAUCAUUGUUUGCAAGGCGAGAUAAUGUCAUAGCAUUCUAUGCAAGGCGAGAUAAUGUUAUAUCAUUGUAUGUAAGGCGAAAUAAUGUCAUAUCAUUCUAUGCAAGUCGAGAUAAUGCCAUAUCAUUGUAUGCAAGGCGAGAUAAUGCCAUUUCAUUGUACACAAGGCGAGAUAAUGUCAUAUCAUUCUAUGCAAGUCGAGAUAAUGCCAUAUCAUCGUAUGCAUGGCGAGAUAAUGCCAUAUCAUUCUACGCAAGGCGAGGUAAUGUCAUAUCGUGAUAUGCUAAGCAUGAUGAUGCCAUUCCAUAUUAUGCAAGGCGAGAUAAUGCUAUAUCAUUGUAUGCAAGGCGAGAUAAUGUCAUAUCAUUCUAUGCAAGUCGAGAUAAUGCCAUAUCAUUGUAUACAAGGCGAGAUAAUGUCAUAUCAUUCUAUGCAAGGAGAGAUAAUGCCAUAUCAUUGUAUGGAAGACGAGAUAAUGUCAUAUCAUUCUAUGCAAGGCGAGAUAAUGUCAUAUCAUUGUAUAAAAGGUGAGAUAAUGUCAUAUCAUUGUAUGAAAGGCAAGAUCAUGCCAUAGCAUUGUAUGAAAGGUGAUAUAAUGCCAUAUCAUUCUACGCAAGGCGAGGUAAUGUCAUAUCGUGAUAUGCUAGGCAUGAUAAUGCCAUUCCAUAUUAUGCAAGGUGAAAUAAUGUCAUAUCGUUGUAUGCAAAGUGUGAUAAAGUCAAAGAACGGCAUAUCAGUCUUGAUAUUGGAAUAUAAACAUGUGUAAGGUGUUAAAACGCCGCAUCAUUCAUUAUAUGCAGUACGUUUCUUUAACUUCUUUGAUAUUUGGAUUAUAUUAUUUAUAAUAAAGAAUUUUA